Messenger RNA from Eurytemora carolleeae, 1502 nucleotides. RefSeq lists its product as uncharacterized. The record is from RefSeq and is a predicted model, not a curated record. NCBI's taxonomy places the organism in Eukaryota, Metazoa, Arthropoda, Copepoda, Calanoida, Temoridae. The transcript is spliced from 15 exons. The coding region runs from base 1 to 1152 and encodes 383 amino acids.
AUGUAUAAAGUUGUAUCCCAUAUCUUGUAUCAUGCGGAGGAAACUACGCAAACAUUUUUAGAUUUCUCCUCCUGUGUUGAACCAACGAUAUUCUGGAAGAAGGAUGGAAAAUGUUAUACACUCGGAGAAAGAGGUCCAUGUAAUACUGGAGAGAUAUUGAUAUUCUCCCGAGCUGACUAUGCUGCUAAAUGUACUCAAAGUGUCCGUACCAUACUGCCAGGUCCAAAUAUAUCCUCUAAAACAAUAACAACAUCAUCACCAAGAAUCAAAACCGUCAACUCUGAUGAUAACAUUGCUUUUGGAGAUGAGUCUGAACCUAUUGGAGAGAUCCUGGAGAAUAAUGAAACUGAAAACUCAGAUGAGAUCUGUAAUCAUGUGGAUCAGAUAUUUUGGCCAGAAGAUGGAAAUUGCUACAGCUUAUUGGAUCAGGGACCUUGCCAAGACGGACAGUGGUUGAUUCUUAACAGUACAAAACCUAUUAGAGCAAAAUGUGCCCUGAUUCCCUGCCCCGUGGGAGAGCAAGUAUUCUGGUCAGCUUUAUGCCAAUGUAUUGAUAUAGAUAAUACAAUUAGAUCUGGAAGAUACAGUCCUCUCGAGGUUUGCGGAGAAAGAUCAAGGAUGGUGCUAAACCCAUAUGGAGAAGGCGAGUGUGCUUGUGAAGUUGGAUUCUUUAAAGAUAAUCAAGGAAUUUGCCAUGCACUUGGAUCACAGGGACCCUGUGAUACUGGACUAAGUUGGGAGUUAGUAUCGGAUACUGUAGAGUGUGUGGAUACUAGAGAAGGUCUAGAGGUUAGAGUAUUUGAUCUAAUUCCUCAUGAUCAAAGACGAGCUGAAGUUGUUAAAUGUUUCAAGGACUCGAAAGGAAAUUGCCGACAAACAUUAGGACUGAACAUAAACAGGAUUGGUGAAGAUAGAAAUAGAACUGAAUUUCUCAACGAAAGGUUUGGGGAGGAUGGAAAUGGAACUGAAUCUGAUUUUGAAACCUUUAUUAACAAUUAUCCUGUACAAGCAAAGGCAAACUGUGCCAUAAACCCUUGCAAAGAGGAUAUGAUCCCUUGGAUCAAUGGAUCAUGUUACCAGGUAUACCAAACUAAACUAAGAUUAUAUAAUCCCUUGGAUCAAUGGAUCAUGUUACCAGGUAUACCAAACUAAACUAAGAUUAUAUGUUCCCUUGGAUCAAUGGAUCAUGUUACCAGGUAUACCACGCUAAACUAAGAUUAUAUGAUCAUUAUUAUUAUCAUUAUUAUUAUUAUUAUUAUCAUUAUGAUUAUUAGAGACAAUUAUUUCUUACAGUCUUUAUAACAAUUAUUGUUUUACCAAAUCAUAUAUAUAAGACACUUUUAAGACUGUUUGUUAUCAUUGCAGAAAACCAAAUCCAACCUUUAACUCGUUUUUGCAGGUCGUUUUAUCCAGGUCUUCUAAACCUCUUCUUCUAAACCCCUUCUUCUAAACUCCUGCUUCUAAACUCCUUCUUCUAAACCCCGUCUUCUAAACCCCUUCUU